GCUUUGGCUUUGUUCAUCAUGUAUUCAGCGUGCAGCCCGAGGGGCACCCUGUUUACAAGCAAAUUAAACCACCCUUUCCCCCUCCUAGGAUCCACAAAGCAGCGCCCUGAUCCUUUUUAAUCGUCGUGUUGGGGGCAGGGGGGCAAGUGAUUGAUAAGAUUUUAAUUAACUGAAUGCGCUCAAUUGUAAUCAUCAGUUUUCAUGUAUUUUAUAUUUCACCAAAUGCAAAUUUAGAAUAGGUGGAAAUGGGAGGAAACAGAGCUGUAGGUUGGGUUGUUAUGAUUCCGACGUCCUGGGACCAAUUGUCAGCGUGUCGAUGCAGUGGUUCAUUGAGAAAAAUAAAUCCAUUCAGGAGACUCCUCAGCAUCCCUGCGUCAGUGUUGACGUCAGAAACAGUGAUAAAGUCAAAUAUUGAUCUGAAGAAGGCUAUUUCUGGUAUGGUAUAUUUUAAGAAAUUAUAUUAUGCAGGAUAUCCUCCGUUUAAAACUACAAAAACGAUAUGAUCUGUUUUUGUUUUUUUUAACAUGAUUGCCAUCACAGUCAGAUCUAUUGGAAAACCUCUAAAUAGAAUUAGAAACAUCUCUAAUGUCAUUUCCAUUAUCUGCUAUUUCCAUUUCUUUAGGACGUCUUCCAAGACGUGAGCGCUCAAGACAUACCAUUUGUUCCAACAGUUACAGCAAUAUCCUCUACCCCAGAUUUUCAGUGGAUGGUCCAGCCUACGAUUAUUACAUCUGUCUCCCCGUCUCUGGGUAGCAAACAAGCCAAUGAACCACAAAGCUCUCACCAGGCAACACCCAAAGCAGGCGGGAAUAAAGGAAAAAAUGCUAACAGAAAGGGGAAAACAGAGCAGCUGUCUCCAGAGGAGGAGGAGAAAAAGAGGAUAAGAAGAGAGAGGAAUAAAAUGGCCGCAGCAAAGUGUCGCAACAGACGGAGGGAACUCACAGAUACACUGCAAGCUGAGACAGACAAGCUGGAGGAGGAAAAAGCAGCCCUGGAGACGGAAAUAGCCAACCUCAUCAAAGAGAAAGAACGGCUUGAAUUUAUCCUUGCCACACAUAAGCCAGUUUGCCAGAUGUCAGAAGAGCUCGAGUCUAUUUUCCAGGAGUCCACAGAGUCCCCAGAACUACUGCCCAGUCCAGAUGAGGACAGACUUCCAGAGGAUGGCAUCCAGGAAGCUCCUUCGCUCCAGGACAUGGACAUCCCCAGUGAUCCUACCACAGCCAUCUCUGGGAACUCCAACAUCUUACUGUGUGCCAGUGCUGAAAUCAACAUCUGCGAUCUCGAGCCCUCUCUGGACAUUAAGGAGGGUCUACUGGACAAUAUGUUGCCCAGCUUGGAGGAGAAAACUCCCAUGGAGACAGCUCGAUCUGUACCAGACAUAGAUUUGAGCAGCUCUCUUGGGGUCUCGGACUGGGAGACCCUGUACAAGUCUGUUUCCAGCGACCUGGAGCCUCUCAGCACUCCUGUGGUGACCUCCACCCCCACAUGCAGCAGCUACCUGUCUGUGUUCACAUUUGGGUGCCCUGAGCUGGACUCUCUCACAGAGGGACUAGACACCCUUAAAGGUGGAGGAAGCAAGGCUGAAUCUGUUGACAUCCUUAACUCUCCAACUCUUCUAGCCUUAUAAUGUGCAGAGGGGAAGUGAUCUGUCUGAUCUCUCUGUCUCUGGUUUUUCUGUUUGCAGGUUCCUGACUUUGACAUGAAAUAAACAUCGUAUGCCCCAAUAUGCUGUAACACUUCAAGGUAUACAUUCAUGUCUUGUGUGUGACUAAACAAGCAUAUAAGCUUUGUCCAGAUACAUAACCAAAAGAGUGAUGAAAAGCAUGGCUUUUAAUUCAACAGGAGGGACUGAAGUUUUGAUUUAAAAAAGCAUGCAGAGAAAAUCCAAGUCAUUUUCAACGCUCACAUAUAUAUCUGAUCUGUUACUAGAUCUAAAGUGUAAUGUGGAAUUUGAUGUAUCAAUAUGGUUUUGUGUUUUGGGUGUCAGUAGUGUAUUGAUUGCUGUAAAUGUAUUUACAAAUUCAUCUAUGUUAAGUACUCGCAUACCUCAAUGUCAUCGACUGUGGUUUGACCUCAUUGUUAAAAUGUUGAAAGUUUUCCAUGAAAACAUCAGUGCUAAAUAGUAUAUAUCUUAUCAAGAUGUAACUUAUUAUUUAUUUUUUUACCUUUCAGAUUUUGACUUAUUUGUUAAAAUUUAAAAAAAGAAGUAAAAAAUGAGCAUUGAUUGCUUAUCUAUGCUGCUGAAGAAUAACAAUAAAUCUACGUUCACA
Molecule: messenger RNA, 2270 nt
Organism: Melanotaenia boesemani (Boeseman's rainbowfish)
Lineage: Eukaryota; Metazoa; Chordata; Actinopteri; Atheriniformes; Melanotaeniidae
Gene: fosaa
Product: v-fos FBJ murine osteosarcoma viral oncogene homolog Aa
Exons: 3
Coding region: 707-1627 (306 amino acids)
Biological process (GO): regulation of transcription by RNA polymerase II
Cellular component (GO): nucleus
Molecular function (GO): DNA-binding transcription factor activity, RNA polymerase II-specific; RNA polymerase II cis-regulatory region sequence-specific DNA binding
Source: RefSeq, a predicted model, not a curated record